AUGUCUUUCUCCAGCAUCCCGAUCCUGGAUCUCUCGCUGGCGCGGGACCCGGCCACGAAGCCGCAGUUCCUCGUCGAUCUCCGCCAUGCGCUGUUGGAGGUUGGGUUUCUGUACAUCAAAAACACGGGGAUUCCCCAGGAUCUGACCGACGAGGUCAUGGCGCUGGGCAAGUCCUUCUUCGACCUCCCCGAGGAGAAGAAGUUGGAGAUCGAGAUGAAGAACGCGCCUUCGUUCUUGGGUUACAACAAGCUCGGGAUGGAAAUCACGCGGUUCAAGACCGAUUGGCGCGAACAGAUUGACCUGUCGACGCCUCAUCCUAUUCCAGGCCCCAAUGACCCCCUUUACAGGAACUUGUUGGCGCCGAACCAGUGGCCGGAUCCCGCUGCCCUGCCGCGGUUCCGGGAAGUGUACGAGGAGUACAUGGCGCGCAUGGGCGACAUGAGCAUGGAAUUUACGAGUUUGAUCGCCGAAGCCAUCGGCCUUCCGACGGACGCGUUUGCGCAGUUCUUCGACGAGGCGCAGCAGCACAAGUUGAAGAUCGUCAAGUAUCCCGACUUGGAGGAGUUGGGUGUUGAGGGCGAAGCGCAAGGCGUGGGCCCCCACAAGGACAGCAUGCUCACAAGUUACCUCCUGCAGGCAAGCCACCAUCGCGGACUGCAGGUGCAAAACGCCGAGGGCCAGUGGGUCGACUGUCCGCCGAUCGACGGGACGCUUGUGGUCGCCAUCGGCCAGGGUAUGGAGGCGUUGACACAGGGCGUCUGCCAGUCGACGACGCACAGAGUGCAGAGUCCGGCCCGGGGGUCCGGAGCGCGGUAUAGCAUUCCAUUCUUCCAGGGCGUCAGCUACGACGCGACCUUCGAGAGCAUGGACGUGCCGGACUCGGUCAAGCAAUUGCGAGCGGACAUCCUGGCCAAAAGGGGCGGCCAGAGACUGGACGAUAUCGAGUUUACCUUUAUCAAGGGCAUGUGGAGUCGACUGGGCGAGGCCACCCUGAUGAACAGGAUCAAGAGCCACCCGGACGUCGGCGAGAGAUGGUAUCCCGAACUGCUGAAGAAGAUCCGCGCAGACCAGGCCGACGAGGCCGCCAAAUUCGCCGCCGCCGAGAAGGCUGCAGCGAACAAGUCGUCGACGUCGAUUCCAGCCCAGCCGCAGUCCAUCCAAGCGCAUUAG
Fonsecaea multimorphosa CBS 102226 is the source of this 1170-nucleotide messenger RNA. RefSeq lists its product as uncharacterized. Lineage: Eukaryota; Fungi; Ascomycota; Eurotiomycetes; Chaetothyriales; Herpotrichiellaceae. The transcript has 2 exons. The record is from RefSeq and is a predicted model, not a curated record. Gene Ontology annotation, molecular function: dioxygenase activity. Bases 1 to 1170 code for a protein of 389 amino acids.